Polyodon spathula (Mississippi paddlefish) is the source of this 1966-nucleotide messenger RNA. Its product is annotated as 5,6-dihydroxyindole-2-carboxylic acid oxidase-like. The coding region runs from base 151 to 1917 and encodes 588 amino acids. The record is from RefSeq and is a predicted model, not a curated record. Gene Ontology annotation, biological process: melanocyte differentiation; melanosome organization. Gene Ontology annotation, cellular component: melanosome. Gene Ontology annotation, molecular function: oxidoreductase activity. The transcript has 9 exons. NCBI's taxonomy places the organism in Eukaryota, Metazoa, Chordata, Actinopteri, Acipenseriformes, Polyodontidae.
AUUUAAAGUCAGGAUUUAAUUAAUCUGAAGAAAGAAAAACAGUGAGUCGGCUUCAGUUAGAUCAGUGACAGAAGCAGUUUAUGCAGCUGGAUCAUCUUCUUUCACCUCUCCUCCUGCUGCUGCUAGGAAAAUUGCACAUUUUUUUGUACAAUGUCAAUGCGGAGGUGUGCAUUGUUUAUUACUUUAUGUGCGACGGUGGUGCGCUCACAGUUUCCAAGAGAAUGCGUCGGUGUACAGGGUCUCCAGAGCGGGGAGUGCUGCCCAUCGCUGAGUGGAGACCCAGGAGACAUCUGCGGUUCCAGCGCCGGGCGGGGCCGGUGUGUGCAAGUGAACGCGGACGGGCGGCCCCAUGGACCGCAGUAUCCGCACGAUGGACGGGAUGACCGUGAGCAGUGGCCACUUGCUUUCUUCAACCGCACCUGCCAAUGCAAUGGGAACUUCUCUGGGUAUAACUGUGGUCGGUGUAAGCACGGGCAUGGCGGUGUGAACUGUGACCAACUUCUUGUUGUAGUGAGGAGGAAUGUUAUGGAACUGAGCGAAGAUGAGAAAAGACGUUUUGUGACUGCAUUAGACCGUGCCAAGCGCACUGUGCAACCUGACUUUGUCAUAGCGAGUAGACGUUACCCUGAGAUUUUCGGACCAGAUGGCAAUACUCCACAGUUUGAAAAUAUUUCCAUUUACAAUUUUUUUGUGUGGUCUCAUUAUUACUCUGUCAGCAAAACAUUCCUUGGUGCAGGGCAGCAGAGUUUUGGAGGUGUGGAUUUUUCACACGAGGGGCCAGGCUUUCUCACCUGGCACAGGUAUCACCUGCUGCAGCUUGAAAGGGAUAUGCAGGACAUGCUGCAGGACCCGUCCUUUGGUCUCCCCUACUGGAACUUUGCCAUUGGAGGGAACAACUGUGAUAUCUGCACAGAUGACUUGCUUGGGGCCAGAAGCAACUUUGUAGCUAACGCAAUCAGUCCAAACUCUGUCUUCUCUCAGUGGCGAAUUCUUUGUGAAAGUGUUGAAGACUAUGAUACACUUGGGACUAUAUGUAACAACACAGAGGGAGGUCCUAUUCAAAGAAAUCCAGGUGGGAAUGUUGCCAGGCCCAUGGUGCAGCGCCUCCCUGAACCACAAGAUGUCUCUGCAUGUUUAGAAGUUGGCCAGUUUGACACACCGCCUUUCUAUUCCACUUCAUCAGAGAGCUUCCGAAACACUGUUGAGGGAUACAGUACACCAUCUGGGAAUUAUGAUCCACUGGUCCGCAGCUUGCAUAACCUGGCUCACCUGUUUCUGAAUGGAACUGGAGGACAAACCCAUGUGUCGCCCAAUGAUCCCAUCUUUGUCUUGUUGCAUACUUUUACUGAUGCAAUUUUCGAUGAGUGGUUGAGACGGCAUAAUCCUGAUGUGACGGCUUACCCUUUGGAAAACGCUCCAAUUGGUCACAACAGGCAGUAUAACAUGGUUCCGUUUUGGCCUCCAGUAACCAAUGUUGAGAUGUUUGUAACUUCUGAUAACCUUGGGUACUCGUAUGAGGUUAGGUGGCCAGCUCGCACGUAUACCAUGACUGAGAUUAUAACCAUCGCAAUUAUAGCAGCGCUGGUUUUGAUUGCAGUCAUUUUUGCUGCUACGACAUGUGCUGUGCGCGCAAGAAAGUACAGCCAUGGUAAAAAUGAAGCUCGACAACCCCUACUGGCAGAACACUAUCGACGCUACUCUGAGGAUCAUGAAAGAAUUCAAGAAAAAACACAGUCUGUUGUGAAGAUAGCACCACAUGCCAUACAUGCAGAAUCACCUCUACCUGGAAGAAACAAGAGGGGCUGCAGCUUCUUCACUGGACUCAUCAGUCCUGAAAUGAACCGCAUCAAAUAUGUCUGGGAACAAUUCAGUAAACAACUGCGAAAAAACUUGACCAUUACUUGCCAAUGCGAAUGAACUGCAGUCCAAACUCAUCGAACUUUGGCAAAAUCUGGACUACAAAAGA